Messenger RNA from Suillus paluster, 1658 nucleotides. RefSeq names its product Misato segment II tubulin-like domain-containing protein. Gene Ontology annotation, biological process: mitochondrion distribution. The transcript is spliced from 11 exons. The record is from RefSeq and is a predicted model, not a curated record. Gene Ontology annotation, cellular component: cytoplasm. Bases 1 to 1482 code for a protein of 493 amino acids. NCBI's taxonomy places the organism in Eukaryota, Fungi, Basidiomycota, Agaricomycetes, Boletales, Suillaceae.
AUGAGAGAGAUCAUCUACAUCCAAGCAGGCUCGUUCGCAAACUACACCGGAACGCACUUCUGGAACGCACAGGAGAGCUAUUUUACCUAUAACGAUGACGAUGAACCCAUCGUAAACCACGACCUUUCAUUUGAAGAGGGACGCAGUCCUCAGAACCAGCCAACGCUUUGUCCACGUCUGCUGGCGUUCGACCAGAAGUCAAAUUUCGGGACACUUGCAAACACGAACAAAACUGAUACAGCUACUGAUGCUUCACUUAAUACGACCUGGCGAGGAGGGGUAGUUCGCGAAACGCAGGAUCCAAUUCCUCAAAGCGAAUAUCACGCUCGUCUUGAAGGUGAUACGGAAGAAGAAGGCGAUCUGGCACGCCCAGACCCAAAUGUCAGAUAUUGGUCGGAUUAUAGCCGCGUUUUCCUUGAUCGGAAAUCUAUACAAGCCAUCCCUGACGCAAUGGAAAGUACCGAGGCUGGGUGGAGUGUUGGUCAAGAGCUCUUUCGGCGAUACAACGAGGAUACAGAGCUCAUGGAAGGGGCCUUUCGUCUGCUCGUCGAGAACUGCGAUAACUUCCAGGGAUUGCAAAUGAUGCAUGAUACAGCCACCUUUGGAGGGUUUUCGCAUGCUUUUUUGACUUCCUUCCGUGACGAGUUUCUCAAGGCUUCUACGCUCAACUUUAGCUUCCUUUCGAACGCAGAUCCGAAUCACGCUGGCAUUGACAAUUCUCUCGACACGAAAAGAAUCAUCAACGAUGCAUUGUGCUUGCAAAGCCUCCAUCAGCUCUCGGAUAUCACUUUCCCCGUAUUAAAUCCAUCUCGAUGGUCUACCUUGGAAAGUACCUUAUCGCAGGAACUUACCUAUGACAGAAACAGCCUGUAUCAUACGUCUGCGGUGAUCUCGUCGCUGGUAGAGACUGCUACGCUGCCCCUGAGGCUAAAAGGCAGUCGGGAAGACAUCACAGUGAUCGCUGACCAUUUGAACUGGCGGAAAUGUUCUCGGUUCGGACAACUGGGAGGCAUAGUUUCCCUACCUAUUCCUGCGACAGAAACUACAUUCACCAAUCUGCACUGCAACUUCUCGACUGGCGAUGAGCAUACAGUCUUUGCGAGACGAAACGUAACUCGAGGUUUGCUGGGCCAAGACCUGACAGCAUUUGAUGCAUGGUGCAACUUGUCAUCGCUACAGGAACCUCUGAUCUCCAGCAUCCAUGCACCUGCUUAUCCCGUGCCGACAUCUUUUCCAUCUAUAUUUCGCCACACUAAGCCAACAUCGAUAAGGAUGAUUUCAUCUCUCGUCACAGCACCUUCUACAUCAAUCCCGCUCACGGGGUAUGCUAGGUUUGUGGAACAGACUGCAAGGACGCGGAGGAGUGAUGGGGUGCUUAUGAGUAUGGGCCUGGAGAGCGAUGAUGUGAAAGAGCUUGCUAGUGCGUUGUGGGAGAUUGUCGAUGGCUAUGGGAAUGAUAGGAUGGACGAAGGAGAUACCUGAAACACAUCAUGGUAUUCAGCGAGUCCAUGACAGCCUAAUAAGAACAAGUGGUAUAAGAGUACGUAGAUAUAGAACCGUACGGAUGUGAAGGGUAUGCAGUGAACAAAUCCUCGUAUACGUAUCUCAGCAAUCGGGCAAUCUAUAUCUAUUGUCAUCCCACGUCAGGUUGAUGUCCG